AUUAGCUCUUCUUAUACGAACUCUCCACCACCGCGUGUUUACCAACAACCCAUUUCUCUGUAAUUAUAUCGACAAAAAUGGCUGAGCCGAGAAAAUUCUCGUCGCCGGCGCUACAAUCGUCUCCGUCGCCGCCGCCUCCGCCUCGGCCAGCAAUUUCACUCCAACCAUCUCCAAAACGAUCAGGUUUUUCAAAACCUACAAAACUCCUCCGGCAAAUCCGUACAGUUUUCCGUACGCUCCCGAUUCUGUCGCCGGCGUGCCGAUUUCCGAUCAACGGAAGUCGUCUCCACGACGGCCACGUCCACGGCGGCGAUCGGAUUACUGGAACGAUCUUCGGAUACCGGAAAUCGCGAGUGAAUCUCGUGUUUCAAGAAAGCCCUAGGUGCCUGCCGAUUUUAAUUUUGGAAUUGGCGAUUCCGACGGGGAAACUCCUCCGGGACAUGGGGGUAGGGCUCGUUAGGCUCGCCUUGGAGUGCGAGAAGCGGCCGUCGGAGAAGAGGAAGAUUCUGGAGGAGCCGAUUUGGACAUUGUACUGUAAUGGUAAGAAAUCGGGAUAUGGAGUUCGGAGAGAUCCGUCGGAGGAGGAUCUGAAAAUUAUGCAGACUUUGAACGCGGUGUCCAUGGGCGCCGGCGUGAUCCCGGCGGAGGAUGCGGCGGAGACGGCGGACGGCGAUCAAUUGACGUAUAUGAGAGUGGAUUUUGAGCGGGUGACUGGAUCGAAGGACUCGGAGACGUUCUAUAUGAUGAAUCCUGAGAGCAAUAAUGGCGGUGAAUUAAGCGUGUUCUUGGUUAGAAUUUGAAUGUGAGAUUUCAAUCAAUGACGGCUAUGAUACCAUUUGAACCUGUGAACCUGUCCUGUCUCAAUUCAGUGACUGGCUAUGAUAUUAUAGACUAUGAUACCAUUUGAAA
Molecule: messenger RNA, 909 nt
Organism: Cucurbita moschata (crookneck pumpkin)
Lineage: Eukaryota; Viridiplantae; Streptophyta; Magnoliopsida; Cucurbitales; Cucurbitaceae
Product: protein MIZU-KUSSEI 1-like
Exons: 2
Coding region: 78-800 (240 amino acids)
Biological process (GO): hydrotropism
Source: RefSeq, a predicted model, not a curated record